CCCCUCCCUUCUACUCCCGCUGCCGGCAGCGCGAGCCAGCCUUGCCGCGCACACGCAGCGCGCGCUGCUGCCUCGCGCUGGGGCCGGGGUGGCCGAGGGUUGAAGCAUUGAGGUGGGAAACACUGAUCCUUCUUGUGAAAGGCUUGCUGCUGUUUGUCUGCUAAUCCUCAACCCGUUAGCAGGUGUUCAUCAUGCUUGGACAAGGUCUCUGAGGAACCGCGUCUUGAUGCCAGCAGCAGGCUGCAAAAUCUCCCACAGAAGGGACCAUGCAUCUCAGCAGCCUGGCCAGGGUUCUCCUCCUCUCCCUCCUGCUCCUGGAGAGGGCCAGAGCCGCACCGCUGCAGAACAUGGCACUGGGGCAAGCAGGCCUUUGGCAGCCGGGUGGACAACCAAACCCAGGAGCCCUGCCUGGCUUUGGUUUUGACCUGGGGCUGGAUCCUUUUAAGCUGGGCAUCAAUGUGGGCAAAAACCAACAAAACCAAGGAGCCCAGGGCGGACAACCAAACCCAGGAGCCCAGCCUGGUUUUGGUUUUAACCUGGGGCUGAAACCUUUUGAUUUGGGCAUCAAAGUGCCUGGCUUUGGUUUUAACCUGGGGCUGGGCAAAAACCAACAAAACCAAGGAGCCCAGGGCGGACAACCAAACCCAGGAGCUCAGGAUCCUUUUAACCUGGGCAUCAAUGUGGGCGGACAACAAAAGCCAGGAGCCCUGCCUGGCUUUGGUUUUAACCUGGGGCUGGGCCAACAACAAAACCAAGGAGCCCAGGGUCCAUAACAAAACCCAGGAGCCCAGCCUUAGCGGUUCAAACAGCAGGAUGGUCACUGAAAUGUCAGCUGGGAACCUGGCUCUGAUGAUAAGAAGGAAGCUCCAUCUUCCACACUCUGAUCUCGGAAAUCAAAUGCUAACCGCAAAUU
This is a messenger RNA of Mauremys mutica (yellowpond turtle), 913 nucleotides long. Its product is annotated as 41 kDa spicule matrix protein-like. The transcript is spliced from 21 exons. Bases 267 to 773 code for a protein of 168 amino acids. Lineage: Eukaryota; Metazoa; Chordata; Testudines; Geoemydidae. The record is from RefSeq and is a predicted model, not a curated record.